Cimex lectularius (bed bug) is the source of this 1034-nucleotide messenger RNA. RefSeq lists its product as uncharacterized. The transcript is spliced from 2 exons. Lineage: Eukaryota; Metazoa; Arthropoda; Insecta; Hemiptera; Cimicidae. The coding region runs from base 157 to 858 and encodes 233 amino acids. The record is from RefSeq and is a predicted model, not a curated record.
UUGCAGGACGUAGUUGUGUGCCAAAAAGCCUUUUUAGCAAUACAUGGCAUAACAUCAGGAAGACUUCAACAUCUGCGUCAAAACCUCGUUCUAACAGGCGAUGCACCGAUAGACAAGAGAGGGAAACACCAAAACCGGCCUAAGAAAAUUUCGGAUAUGACUACGAACACCGUUUGCCAAUUCAUUGGGUCUUUGAAAGGUCGAAAGUCACAUUAUUCUUUAAAGGACAGCCAAAAAAUUUACUUGCCGGAGGACUUGAACAUUAAGAAACUGCACAGAUUAUACUUGGAAAAACAUGCUGAGUAUACACUGUCCUACGAAUCAUUCCGCCAAAUUUUUGAGAAUAAAUUCAACAUUAGUUUUGGAUAUCCGCGAAAAGAUACUUGCAGUUUUUGCGAUAAAAUUGCUGUAGAAAUUUCAGCUCUUCAAAAUGAUUUAUCUGCAACGAUCCCUUCUGUUCAAGACAACGCUUCAAUUAUGCAAAAGAUAAAAGCAAAGGAACUGGAAAAAACACUUCACCUCAAGAAAGCCGAAGAAUUUUAUAAAAUAAAAAGGAAAUUUCGAAAAUUGGCAAAAAAAGAAGUCAAUUUCGAAGCAGUAGCCAUGGACUUCCAGAGAAACUUGCCCGUGCCGAACAUCACCACCAACGAUGCGUACUAUCGACGUCAACUUAAUUUUAUGUCAUUCAAUAUUCAUGUGCUUUCAGACUCUUCUUCAGUGUUUUAUACAUAUGACGAAACUGAGGGUAAAAAAGGAGCCGACGAUGUUUGCUCCAUGUUAAAUCAUUUUGUUUCGACGGUUUUAUCAAAAGAUGUACGGAACCUCGUCAUAUUUUGUGACUUGCUCUGGGCAAAAUAAAAACUUCACGGUAUUCCGUUAUUUGCACUAUCUUGUCCACAGAGUUAAACGAUUUGAAACAGUAAGAGUGGUUUUUCCAAUACGAGGUCACUCAUACAUGGAAUGCGAUCGGAACAUGGCAUACGUCAACACUAAAUCAUAUGUUGAAAUUCCAGAGGAUUGGCGGGAAGUAUUGC